Molecule: messenger RNA, 3159 nt
Organism: Prorocentrum cordatum
Lineage: Eukaryota; Dinophyceae; Prorocentrales; Prorocentraceae
Source: the annotation of a GenBank genome assembly
GCGGAUCCACACUUCCUGAAGACGUCCGACGAUUUUGGCGUCCAGGGAGUGGCUUGCGACUACUGUUUCAUGGGUGGCGCCGUCGAGAGCGACAAGGCUACCGACAAGUGCUUGCCAACCCUUGUCCACAAGUUCUACGGCGAUCGGCGGGUAUCGGCACGCGUGGUCCCACGCAAGGGCCCAGAAACGUACGCUGUGAAGGCCACGGUGGACGACGUGAUGCAGGCAGGCUUUGCCAAGUUUACGUACAAGAGCGACGGGGAGCCUGCGAUCAAGUCGCUCAAGCAGGAGGUGGUGAAGAAGCUACGGGAGGUUGCUGGCCCUGUGGACGUCAUCUUGGAAGAGAGCGGCACGUCCGAGUCACAGCAGAAUGCUGUUGUCGAGCGUGCUAUCUGGGAGGUCCAGAGCACGGCUCGCACCCUAGUGCACGCAUGCUUGGAACAUCAUCGCGUCCAGGUGCCGUUCAAGCACCCUCUGAGGAUCUAUGCCGUGGAGUACGCAGGGCAACUAUUGAACAGGUCCCAGCGUGCCGCCAAGGACAACAGGACCGCCUACGAGAUACGCAAGGGCAAGCCCUAUCGCCGGAAGCUGCCUCCAUUCGGGGAGGCCGUGAUGCACAUGCCGGUAUCAACGGUACGGCGGCGACGGAAGUCCGAGGACAGGUGGGAGACCGGCAUAUAUUUGGGGCUGGUGGAGCGCAGCAACAUGUUGCUCGUAGGCACGCCCCGCGGCGUCUUCAAGGUGAACUGCGUGAAGCGGUUGCCGGCGAUCCAGUCCAGCGAUCGCGGGGGUCCGAGGUUUGACAGCGAGUCGAGGAAGCUCAUCGUAGACGGGGUGAGGCAGGAGCACCACCAGACAAACGACCAGGAGGAGCACAGGUUCUACGACCAGGUGAAGUCGCAGGAGAGCCGGAUUCGCCGGAAGCGGGUAGCACCGUGCCGGCUCGCAGUCCAGGCGAGGCUCAGGACCCCCUUCGAGCAGAAGCGGGUAGCACCGCACUGCGGAGAGGUCGCGGAGAUCGCGGGCGAGCUGAUGCACCUAGGAGCGGCGAUCGGGCCGCGGCUGCAGGAGGCGAUCCGGCAGCCGAUCAAGGACGACGUCGACGUGAUCGAGUCGGAGGCGUUCUGCAGGAAGCGGUUCGCUGACCAGGCGUCCCGGUGGGGAGUGCACCCCGGGGUCGCACUAGAUCUGACUACGGGCUGGGAUCUUAAGAAUCAGACGCAUGUGGAGCAGCAUGUGAAGGCCGGAAGGGCCGCAGAAUGGCUGACCAACUCCGGAUGCAUCGCCGAGGAACUCACGAAGCUCCAGGGCGGCGAUCGCGAGAAUGCCAUCAGCAGCAUAGUGACCAUGAGUCCCAUGGUGGAGAGUAAGCCGGCCAUAGUGGCGGCUGUGUUGAGAGGGCUGCGUAGACAGCUGCAGCAGGACGGUGCGGUCAGCAUCAACGCCCUGGAGCCGGGCAUUACCGGCCACGACACCCAGGAGUGGGACGAAGACGGGCUCGAGCAGUUCUUCGACGAGCUGACGGGCGAACGGUUGAACUCCCGAGACGUCAGGGAAGCCAAAGUCAAGGAAAUCGAGUUCCUUCGUACUUUCCCUGUCUAUGAGAAGGUGCCAGAGGCGAUGGCCAAGGGCAAAGAGUUCAUCUCGACAAGGUGGACCAUAACCAACAAAGGGGACGUAAACGCACCAGACGUUCGAGCUAGAUUCGUCGGGCGUGAGUUCAAGUGGAAGUCGCUGGCGAUGGAGAACACAUUUGCCGCGACUCCACCAUUGGAGUCGUUGAAGUACUUGUUGUCUCGGUUCCAGUCGCGCAGGAGGGGACCAGCCAGAAGCCCAGGAGAGCGCAGGAUCUUAGUUUUGGACGUUUCUCGAGCGCAUUUUCAUCCGAAGUGCCGCCGAGAGCUGUGCAUCCGGCUGCCAGAAGACGCUCAGGCAGGCUUCGUGGGCAGGUUGUUGCGCACCCUGUACGGGACACGAGAUGCAGCAAACGCCUGGGACGAAUUCUUCAACGAAGCGAUCGUCAGGCGCGAGUACGAGGUGGGGCUGUCAUCACCUUGUCUGUACUACUGCGCUGCCGAGGACAGUGCUGGGUGGCGCCACGGAGACGAUCUCGUUUUCGAGGGACCUGAUGAGUGGUUAGACCGGCUCGAAGAGGGUUUCCGGAGCGUGAUGAUCCUCAAGAGACGCGCAAAGCUUGGCUGGGGCACAGCAGACGACAAGCAUGUUACCAUCCUGAACAGGCUGGUGGACUUGAACGACGCGUCCCGGGUGGUUUCUCUCGAACCUGACCCACGCCAUGUUGACCUGCUUCGUGGCCUGGUUGGUUUCGACGGCCGGUCGAAAUCCGCGACGACACCUGCCGACAAGCGUUUGGAGGACAUGCACGACGAGGAGCCCCUAGGCCGAGGGCAGGCGACAGCAUUCCGAUCCGCAACAAUGAGGCUAGCUUAUCUCGCUGCGGACGUCCCGGUGUACGGAUUCAGCGCAAACCGGCUGGCGAGGUUCAUGGCUAAGCCAACAGUUGGGUCUUGGGCGCGCUUGAAGAGAUGCUUGAGGUACCUACAUGGGCACGGCCGGUGGAUCCAGCAGUUCCCUUUGCAGGACCAGCCGGGCAGGAUCGACGUGUACGCCGACAGCGACUGGGCUCAGGAUCUGGAUCGUAAGAGUGUAUCUUGUGCGGUAGCGAUGCACGGCAAGCAUUGCCUGCGAGUGCAGGUGGCGACCCAAACGGCCCCUGCCCUGAGUUCUGGCGAGGCGGAGUUCGUGGCCCAGGUCAAGGGCGGCUCGACCGCCAUCGGCAUGAGAUCGAUGAUCCGGGACAUGGGAGGACAGGUGCCCAUUGACCUCCACACCGACAGCACGGCAGGCAAGGGCAUCGCGUCGAGAGUGGGCUUGGGCAAGGUCCGUUAUCUCGACACGGGCUUGCUCUGGCUACAACACCACGUCAAUCGCAGAGACCUCAGGAUCAAGAAGGUGCACAAGGACGAGAACCUGGCGGACAUCGGAACGAAAGCCGUCAGCGUCACCGUGCAGGAGACUUUGAUGAAGUUGAUGAACUUCAGAGAGGCCACAGGACGGCACCCGAAGGCACUGAGGGUUGCCGGAGAAGCGGUCGAGCCAGAAGCGGGUAGCACCGUGCUGGCCGACGAGCCCGACUGA